This is a messenger RNA of Monoraphidium neglectum, 1059 nucleotides long. RefSeq names its product Putative ribosome biogeneis protein. The record is from RefSeq and is a predicted model, not a curated record. The transcript is spliced from 2 exons. Bases 1 to 1059 code for a protein of 352 amino acids. Lineage: Eukaryota; Viridiplantae; Chlorophyta; Chlorophyceae; Sphaeropleales; Selenastraceae.
AUGGCGGGCCCCGCCGUCGCGUCCUCGUCCGCGCCCGCGCCCGCGUCGGCCACCGCGGCCGCGGCCGCGUCGGCUGCGCAGCAGCUGCCCGGCCUCAAGCGCGACCAGGUCGACCGCGCGGUCGCGUCGCUGCUCAAGCACGUCGCGGACCAGCGUGCCAAGGCGGCCUCCACCCAGCUCUUCGACGAGGACGAGAUCAUAUACCUCACCAUCGCCCUCAAGCGCAGCCCCCACCCGGGCGGCCCCAAAAAGCUCAAGCCCGUCCGCAUCCCGAUCCCACAUCCUCUAUUCAAGACGGAGGGCGCGGAGGUUUGCCUGUUUGUGAAGGACUCAAAGGGCGGAGAGGGCCACAAGGCCGCCAAGGCCCGCCUGGCCAAGUUCACGUCCAAGGGCGGCGUCUCGAAGAUCAUAGGGCUGUCGAAGCUGCGCACCAAGUACGAGUCGCACGAGGCGAAGCGGCAGCUGUGCGGAAGCUACGACCUGUUCCUGGCGGACGAGCGCGUGCUGCCGUCGCUCCCGAAGCUCAUCGGCAAGUCCUUCUUCAAGAAGCGGAAGCAGCCGAUCCCGAUCGACAUCCGCGCGGCAAACUUCCCGGAGCAGGUGGCGCGCGUCGUCGAGCGCAGCACGUUCAUGGCGCCCCCGGCCGGCUCGUGCGUGACGCUGCGCGCCGCGCGCGAGGGCAUGGGCGCGGCGGCGGCGGCGGAGAAUGUGCUUGCCGCGCUGGCGGGCGCGGUCGCCAAGGUGCCCAAGAAGUGGUCAAACGUGCAGGCUGUGUACAUAAAGACCGGCGAGAGCGUGGCGCUGCCAAUUUACCAGACGCUUCCUGAUAAGCCGGUGCGGAUCGAGGGCGGCGGCGGCGGCGAGGGCGGGGCGGCGGAGGGCGAGGAAGACGAGGAUAUGGAGGAGGGUGGCGAGGAGGAGGAGGAGGCGGCGCCCAGCAAGGCUUCGAAGGGGAAGGGGCAGCAGCAGGCGGCGGCGCCGAAGCGCAAGGCUGCGGCGGCAGCGGCGGCGGCGAAGGGGCGGCAGCCCAAGCCGGCGCACGGCGGGCGGCGGCGGUAG